Malaya genurostris is the source of this 2639-nucleotide messenger RNA. Its product is annotated as beta-glucuronidase. Gene Ontology annotation, biological process: carbohydrate metabolic process; glucuronoside catabolic process. The record is from RefSeq and is a predicted model, not a curated record. The transcript is spliced from 9 exons. The coding region runs from base 310 to 2487 and encodes 725 amino acids. Lineage: Eukaryota; Metazoa; Arthropoda; Insecta; Diptera; Culicidae. Gene Ontology annotation, molecular function: carbohydrate binding; beta-glucuronidase activity.
AAGCGUUGCCGGUCGGAGUGACGCUGUCGCGUUCUAGUUCCUCCGGUUCUAGUAGUCUAGUAGACGGUGCGCGCUCAGACAGCCUAGCAGCAGUCAGUCAAUCAGCUGCCGCAGUGCACCUUUCGUUGAGUUCCGUUGGUUCCGACAAAGCCUACGCUACCUACCGUCGCAUUAUCGACGGUUCGGUAGAACUUUCAUUCCGGGAGCGUUGUUGUGAUAUGUGUAAAUAGUUAUUGAUUCUUGUGCGACCUCCCAAAAAGUGACCAGUGGGUGUCGUUGACAGUCAGUCAGUUUGUAUGCAAUUUUCUGAUGGGACUUGAUUUUUUCCCGCCUUCUGUGAUUUUUCAAUGGGCUAGUCAGCACCUGUCGCAAGUUCAUGCCGUGGUUGUAGGUCGAAGUAAGAAGCAUUCCGGUGGCAUGAAAUUACUCACCACCAUCGAACAGAUGAUCCGCCGAAGACCACGAAGGACAGCCGUCCUAACAGCUCUAACGUUCCUGAUUAUGGGCACCAUCGGUUACAUGGUCAACACAGUAUUCGGUGCAAUGUUCACAAGUGGAAACGAGUCUUCAACGGUGGGAUUACUCUAUCCGAUUGAAUCCGAGACGCGGGAAGUUAAAAAACUAGACGGUAUGUGGAACUUUGUCCGCACGGAUACCACCGAUCCCGGCAAGGGAUUACGGGAAAAAUGGUACAGUGAUGAUCUGAGCAAGUUCCGAUCGACGAUCGCAAUGCCGGUGCCGAGCAGCUACAACGAUAUAACGGAGGACGCUGGCUUGCGGGAUCACGUUGGGACGGUUUGGUACGACCGGAGAUUUUUCGUGCCGAAAUCUUGGACCAGCCAGCGGGUAUUUGUGCGGUUUGGAUCCGUACACUAUGAUGCCAUUGUGUGGAUCAAUGGUCAGCAGGUCAUCAAACAUGAGUUCGGUCAUUUACCGUUCGAGGCGGAUAUCAGUGGGGUGCUGAACUACGGAGCAGAAAAUCGUGUCACGGUUUUGUGUGACAAUGUGCUCCUCCAGACCACCGUUCCACAAGGGAAAAUUCUUUCGCAACCCGUAGACGGUGGCUCUGAAGUGGUUCAGACAUACACGUUCGACUUUUUCAACUAUGCUGGCAUUCACCGGACCGUUGCUUUGUACACGGUGCCCCGGGUGUUCAUCCGUGAAGUUGUGGUUAACACCGAUCUGGUGGGCGACGAGGGUCAGAUCUACUACUCGGUGGACAGUAGUGUGAAUGCGACCAACGACCUUCAAGCGACGGUCAAAGUGAUUGAUAAGGACGGUACGGUGGUGGGGGUUGACAUCGCCACGGGGACGGCACUGAAGGGGGUGGUCAUUGUGAAAAAUGUCAAACCUUGGUGGCCGUAUUUGAUGCACGAGGAUCCGGGCUACAUGUACACGAUGGAGGUGACACUGGAGGGUAAAUCUAAUGAAGCCUCCGAGCCGGUCGGCGAUAUUCACGAUAUUUAUCGACUGAAAGUUGGGGUGCGGGUACUGGAAUGGAACAGUACUUCGUUGCUGAUUAAUGGGCAGCCUAUUUAUUUCCGUGGGUUCGGAAGGCAUGAAGAUUCUGAUAUUCGAGGCAAAGGCCUGGAUUAUGCAUUAUUGACGAAAGAUUUUAAUCUUUUGAAAUGGGUUGGAGCAAACGCGUAUAGAACAUCGCACUACCCGUACUCGGAGGAGAGCAUGCAGUUUGCGGAUGAACACGGGAUCAUGAUAAUCGAUGAGUGCCCAAGCGUGGACACUGAGAGCUACUCGCAAAUUCUGUUGGAAAAGCACAAAUUCAGUGUGGAACAGCUGGUACAUCGGGAUCGCAAUCAUCCGAGUGUAAUUAUGUGGUCCAUAGCCAACGAACCUCGUACCAAUCAGAUGGCUGCUGAUGCAUACUUUGAGGCAGUUGCCAAAUACACCCGUGAGUUGGAUCCUUCCCGGCCCGUAACUGCUUCCAUUGCUGUUGGCGUUGACGAUGAUAGAGCGGCCAAACAUUUGGAUAUCGUUAGCUUCAACCGUUACAACGGAUGGUAUCAAAAUGCCGGAAAGUUAAACAUGAUCACGAAUCGGGUGAUGGACGAAGCUCACGCGUGGCACACCAAACAUAACAAACCGGUGCUUAUGUCCGAGUAUGGUGCGGACACAAUGGAAGGCCUACAUCUGCUUCCGGCUUACAUCUGGUCCGAAGACUACCAGUCGCAGGUAUUUAGUCGGCACUUCCGUGCCUUCGAUCGACUCCGGCAGGAGAAAUUCUUCAUCGGAGAGUUCGUGUGGAACUUUGCUGAUUUCAAAACGGCUCAAACGUACACCCGGGUGGGAGGCAACAAAAAGGGUAUUUUCACGCGUAAUCGGCAACCGAAAGCGGCGGCCUAUUUGCUGCGACAGCGGUAUCACGCAUUAGCCAAAGAGCAACAGCAGAGCGUAAGAUUACCGGACGAUCUGUUCCUGUAUACGGCAGGGGGCAGUGAGAGUGCGGUAUGCGAGAAGUGUGAGCUAUAGAUUGAAGUGACCAAAUCGAGGAUUUCAGUUCUUUUACAGCCUACAAAUGAUCAGGGAUGCAAUUUAUGUCUAAAAAUCUAAACUGAAAUCUUUACAAUUAAAGAGUUUUUUUGUAAAUAAUUUUAUUGUUAUAAAUAAAAUGAUAAAUCCGA